This is a messenger RNA of Malassezia japonica, 1296 nucleotides long. RefSeq lists its product as uncharacterized. Gene Ontology annotation, cellular component: GPI-anchor transamidase complex; membrane. Gene Ontology annotation, biological process: attachment of GPI anchor to protein. The coding region runs from base 1 to 1296 and encodes 431 amino acids. The record is from RefSeq and is a predicted model, not a curated record. Lineage: Eukaryota; Fungi; Basidiomycota; Malasseziomycetes; Malasseziales; Malasseziaceae. The transcript has 5 exons.
AUGCUCAGGAGCGCUAGCGGAGUCGUGGGCCUCGCGGUGGCCGUCGCGCUGCGCGUGGCCGUCUCGUGGGGAAGCGAGUGGGGCGAGACGCUCGUCGCACGGUCCGAGCUCGCGACGGCGAUGGACCGCAUCGAGCUGCUGCGCGAAGCGUCGUUUUUGCUCAACACACUCCAGGUGGACCCGAAAGCGGUGUGGGCCUCGCUGUCCGUGCACCACUCGCCGCUGCUCUUGGUGCUCGAUAGGCUGAUCAGCGACCCGGUGCGGUCGGCAUGUACGUGGAUCGCGAUGGACGUCACGACCGGCCUUGUGCUCGCGGCGGUCGCGUCGCGUCUCGCGCAGAACGCGGGGGGGCGCGUCAAGUACCUGUCGCCCGCAGCCGUUGCGGCUUGCUACUGGAUGAAUCCGUACGCGAUUGCGUGCUGCGCCGCCAAGUCGAUGGCGACGCUGCGUGUCUUGCUCGUAGCACUCUCUGUGCUCUUUGCGGUGCUCGGCGCGUCGCUCCGCCUCGCACUCGUGCAUACACUGAGCACGCUCCUCUUUCUGAACCCGCUCAUGCUUACGCCCGCGCUGGUGCUGCUCGGCGCGGAUUCCUAUGCCGAGCACGGGCGCUGGCGAGCGACGUUUGGCAUGCGCCGCGCCGAUGCGUGGAGCGAGUGGAUGCGCCGCACACUCUUGCGCAUGGCCGUGUUUGCGGCCACCGGCCUCGUCGGCUCGGCGAUCCUCUCGCGCGACGGCAGCUGGACGUUUGUGCGGAGCGUUUACGGCAGCCGCCUCCUUUUCGACGACCUCGCGCCGUCGGCGGGCCUAGCGUGGUACUUUUUCGUGCAAAUGUUUGAGCACUUUCACUCGUUCUUUGUGCUUGUGGUCAACCUGCACAUGUGGGCAUAUAUGGUCCCUGUCACGAUCAAGUACAGGAGCGAUCCUUUGUUUGCGGUCACGAUCCUGUACGGCAUCCAAUGCCUGUUUCAAAACUACACGUCGGUCGGCGAUACGGCGCUCUUUAUGGCGCUCUGGAGCCUGUCGUCGACACGCCUCUCGGACUACCUCCGCUAUCCCAUGGUCACGAGCUUGCUGUUUGCCUACACGACGCUCCUCAUGCCUGCAUUCCACUACCUGUGGCUCUAUGCGGGCUCGGCCAAUGCCAAUUUCUACUACGCCAUCAACCUCGUGCACGCAGUCGGCAUCGGCAGCCUGAUCCUCGACGCAGGCUGGGCUUGGGGGCACGAGCGCUGGGAAAAGGAGCGCACGCCGGUCGCCGGCAAAGAGGGCCAGCGGCGUACCGUAGUCCAGCGCUAG